Molecule: messenger RNA, 1860 nt
Organism: Encephalitozoon cuniculi GB-M1
Lineage: Eukaryota; Fungi; Microsporidia; Unikaryonidae
Exons: 1
Coding region: 1-1860 (619 amino acids)
Source: RefSeq, marked provisional
AUGAGGAUAUUGUUAAUAUACAUGCUUGGAUUGUCUGGUAUAGCAUGUGCCUCAAGUAUAAAAGAGAUAGUGAAAGAGUCAAGAGAAAAACUUGAGAAAGGUUUAGGUUAUAAGCUGUCCAGUUCCGAGAUUAGGAUGUUAAGAAGAUUGUUUGAGAAAAAUGCUGGAUUGGAGACGAGGGUGGUGAUUCCGGUUAUUCUCCAUCAGAGUAAAGUCGUUGUAUCACCAGGUACGAGAUACCGAGAUAUUGAGGAGGGGGAGAGAAAAUAUGUUGAGAAAGUCAUCAAGUUGCUUCCAGAAGUGGCAUGGCGUUCAAUAACACACAUAUAUGCCCUUGCAAAUAACGAUUGGGCUGUGGAUUUGAUGUAUGAUGUUUUUGACAAGGCUUCUUCAUGGAGGUCUGAUACUGUUGCUCUGUACAAGGGGACUGAAAAGAAAUAUGGAAUGAAGUUUACAGACUUGGUGAAUGGAAUUUUCGAGCAGAAUAAUUGUAUACUCAAAGAGUUUGGGCGGUUGCUUGCUGAUCGAGUGGAAAUUCUGAUUCAGGAGUUACCAGGUUCUUUGGAUGAUGUGGAAAAGAAGAGAGAAGAAGAGGUCCUUCGGAAGAUUAAGGAGUAUGGAAGAAGGUUGUGCACCAAGGAGAAACAGGAUGAAAUAAUUAAAGCACAGAGAAUAAUGUGCAAUGUAUGUGAAUACAUCUGGAAAAGAGAGGAAGAUAGGAAAAGCUUUAUUAUGGAAGUGUAUUCGACAUAUCUGAAGUUGAGAGAGAUGGAAUCAAACGUAGACGAGAUAGAGGAACCACUAAUUUAUUUUGUGGAUCAUAGAGGGCUGAUAAAUGCGUGUGAUAAAUACAAAAGUAUGGAUAUUAUGGCAGAACUAAUCCUUCAAUUAUUUUUGCAAGGUAAGAAUAUUGAUGAUAAAAGUAUCAAGAGUGCAGUGCGUUCUGUUAGAGAGAGAAAAAGGUUGGAAGAAAUGAGAGAGAUGGAAGAAAGAAAGAGAAGGGAGGAGGAAAGAGCCAAGAAUGAGGAGGAGCUGUUGAGGAUGGUGGAGAGGGAGAAGAGGGAGGAGAGUAAAGGGAGAGGCAAGAAGAAGGGAGGCAAGAGGGGUGCAGGAGAGGCUAAGGAGGAGAGUAAGGAAGAGGACAGAAAAGAAGAAGAAGGUGUAGAGGUAGAAGAGGAGGAGAGUGCGGAGGUUCCGUUGGUAGAGACGGUGGUUGGAGGGGCUCGGCGCAAGAAGAAGGGAUCGAGAGAAAAGAAGAUGGGUGAAGAACACCAUUAUAAGGUGCACAGCCGGGUUCUCCGGUGGAAGAAGGAUGCUGAGAAGAUCAAGCGUGAACUGGACAAAGGAAGCGAGGAGAGGUGGAAAGGCAAGAGUGUGGAAGAGAUUAAGGAGCAGAAGAAGGUGCAUGACAUAGUGGAAGUUUCAGAGCUCCUCAGGGAUAAGGAGAAGUGUGACAGGUUUUUUGUCCGGACAGGCAAGUACAUGAAGGGCGGGAGUGAGAGAUGGAAGAUGGUAGCAAACGGGAUACUUGAGGAGGGAGGGGAGAAGAAGGUGGGAAAGGUCGAGGUUGGGCUUUUCAAGGGCGGGAGAGGAGAGAGUGUGGUCUACCACCUGAUGUUCAGGCCCACGGAGACUGAGAGGACAGGAAUGGUCGGAGGCUCGUCGUUUGGGGAGGGAGACGAUGUGGAUGAGAUAAAGAAGGAGAAGUCUUCUGACAUGUCUGGGUUUCGGUAUCCUUCUGGUGUCCGGUGUGAAAUGACGAGUAAUGGGAAUGAGUUCAGGAUAGAGUAUCGGAAUCGCAAGAACACCAGCGAGGUUCUCCGGACUCUCACCAUUCUUCGGAUUCCUGAGAUUCUGUGA